UUCAUUCAGCGUUGCUUGGUGAAGGUUGCGUUUCGGGUGGGAGGUAUAAAAGGAGCGUCAGCCUCCCUCAAACCACAGUUCAAGCUGAAACACCUCAGCAUGAAGGUCUUGGUAGCAGCACUCGCCCUCGUGGCCACACUUGCAGUGACCGGGAGCGCUGAGCCCCUCCCAGAAGCUGACCCGGGUUACCAUAGUGGAUUUAGAGGCUUCGGUGGCAGAUCCCAUGGAGGAUUUGGAGGCUUCAGCGGCAGAUCCCAUGGAGGAUAUGGUGGUUAUGGUGGUCAUGGUGCCUACCGUGGCAAGAGAAACGCCGAGGCAAAUCCUCAACCCGAAGCCGAAGCUUUGGCUGAGCCUGAGGCUGAUCCCAGUGGUGGUCAUGUAAGGUAUGGUGGCUACGGUGUUUAUGGUGGCUUCCAAGGAAUUGGCCAGCACCACCACCACCAUGGCAAAAGAAGCGCUGACGCAGACCCCGAACCUGACUUUAGUCGUUAUGGCGGCUUUGGAGGGCAACCUGGUGGCUUUGGUGGCUUCAGAAGAUAUGGAGGAUACGGACGAGUAGCAGCACUCGCCCUCGUGGCCACACUUGCAGUGAAUGGGAGCGCUGAGCCCCUCCCAGAAGCUGACCCGGGUUUCCAUAGAGGAUUUGGAGGCUUCGGUGGCAGAUCCCAUGGAGGGUUUGGUGGCUAUGGUGGUCAUGGUGGCUAUCGCGGCAAGAGAAGCACCGAAGCCAACCCUCAACCCAAAGCCGAGGCUCUGGCUGACCCUAAGGCUGAUCCCAGUGCUGGUCAUCUAGGCUAUGGCGCCUACGUUGGUUAUGAUGCCUUCCAAGGAGUUGGCCACCUGCACCAUUAUGGCAAAAGGAGCGCUGAAGCAGACCCCGAACCUGGCUUUAGUCGUUAUGGCGGCUUUGGAGGGAUUGGUGGUGGCUUUGAUGGCUUCAAUAGAUAUGGCGGAUACAGACGAGUAGCAGCACUCGCCCUCGUGGCCACACUUGCAGUGACUGGGAGCGCUGAGCCCCUCCCGGAAGCUGACCCGGGUUUCCAUAGAGGAUUUGGAGGCUUCGGCGGCAGAUCCCAUGGAGGAUUUGGUGGCUAUGGUGGUCAUGGCGGCUACCGCGGCAAGAGAAGUGCUGAAGCCGAAGCUCUGGCUGACCCCGAGGCUGAUCCCAGUGCUGGUCAUCUAAGCUAUGGUGGCUACGGUGGUUAUGGUGGCUUCCAAGGAAUUGGUCGCCAGCACCACUAUGGCAAAAGGAGCGCUGACGCAGACCCCGAACCUGGCUUUAGUCGUUAUGGCGGCAUUGGAGGGCACGGUGGUGGCUUUGGUGGCUUCAGUAGAUAUGGCGGAUACGGACGAUAAUGUGGUCGUGUCAGGAACCUCAUCAGUGUCAACUUCUGUAACAUUUUCAAUUGAACAAUGGUAAUAAACUUUGCAGGCUGUAAAA
This is a messenger RNA of Homarus americanus (American lobster), 1441 nucleotides long. RefSeq names its product spidroin-1-like. Lineage: Eukaryota; Metazoa; Arthropoda; Malacostraca; Decapoda; Nephropidae. The transcript has 4 exons. Bases 100 to 1356 code for a protein of 418 amino acids. The record is from RefSeq and is a predicted model, not a curated record.